Messenger RNA from Spirodela intermedia, 8412 nucleotides. NCBI's taxonomy places the organism in Eukaryota, Viridiplantae, Streptophyta, Magnoliopsida, Alismatales, Araceae. The record is from the annotation of a GenBank genome assembly.
AUGGACGAGGAGAGGUUGCUGGAGAACGAGAGGCUUCAGAUCCAACUAAUAAGAGAGCUCGACAUGGAGGAGCUCGAGGUGGAAGAAGUCGACGGGCAUCAUGACCUGUCGUCAGACGAUGAGAGCGACAGUCCAGGUGCACCAUUGCUCCUACUUUCUUCCAUCUCAAUAUGUCCUUCUCUGAUGCCUUUUUCGAACUACUGGCGUCUAGGGUUUCACCGGGUUGGACGACUUCAAAAAUGUUUAUCGAAUUUCACGAUUCCUCUUUCCUCCAUAUCGAGGACAUGCAUCGACUUCUCUUGUUCCUUGCUCGCCGAUGCGUACGUAUAGCCUUGAACGGGUCACAACGUCGCUUUAAUCCACGCAACUUUAGCUCGGUAACUUGAAUACGUGGCGCUGAUGCUGCAUGCAGAAGUGUGCUAUCUUGCUUGCCACUGGUCUGAUAAGGCCUUAGCUGGAUAAAUACGAGAUGUCUCAUUAAGUUUCUUAUUUCUGGAGAGAAGAAUUUUCACGUUCUUAACCUCAUAACUUUCUGUUUUCAAUGGAAAUGCCCUCCCUUAGUUCAACGCGGCAAUUACUUGAGUGUUGGAAUGGACCGGAAUCACCGCAGUUGGAUCCAUAUAAACUAUCUAGGGCUUUCUUUUGUGUAUAUAGGAACUCUUUUGUAAUUAAACUUGUCGAACUCUUUCUUGCAGAAUUGGAACCCAGUGGACCAUAAUCCCUUCACUCCUUUAACCCAAUGAAGUGGAAGUGUAGGGAAUACAAUGUUCAUGGUAAACAUGAAGCAGGAAAAAAUUCGAAAACUUAUUUUUGCCCAUAGGACAAGAUUAUGUCUCUAGUUUCCAAUGCUUCGGCGCAAAACCCAGAAAAUUAUUAUUGCUAUGAAGUAUCUUUGAUUUUUUUACUUCAAGCUGAUUGUUAAUAUGAUGUUUCCUCUCUUACACGCAUAACAAUCUACUACCUGUCAAAAUCUCAGUUCAGUUGCUUGCUUCAGUCCCAAUUUUUACAUGUCGAAAUAUUUUUUUCUUUACAAUCUUUACAAUCUAUUUUUUUUUUCUUUCACCUCAAUCUCAUUAGAUCUGAUUUAACUGAUUCUCUUUCCCGAAAGGGGAAAUGUAGAUGCAGCGUCUGGCUCAUAUGUUGCCUUCAACACAUCUCUUGCUUCUCUGCAUACAUAUUUGGGUGGUAGGUUUAUUCUCUCGUUCUUAUUCCUCUUUCAGUGUGGUCUGUUUUCGUUAGCUCAGUAGCUAUAUGCUCUCAUAUUGUGUCAGAGGUCGACGAUACUUAUGGUAGGAUGACAUCCUUGGAUGGUGGUGAGAUAUUAACCUUGCCGAUGUUUGAUCUUGAAGGUAAGUUUUUUAGUAUUUUUACUAUCAAAUGGUUCAUUAUGAUAUGUAUCGUUUAAUAUAUUCAUGUUCUAUUGUCUCAAUGAACUUGAUUAUGAUAUACCAUCCCAAAAUGCUUCUUGUGAAGCAACAUGUGCUAUCUAUUUAAAGGUUUUGCAAUAAUUGUUUUGGUUGUAGUUAGAUCUUUGUCAUGUGAAGUAGGCAGUGAGCAUACUUUAAACCGUUUGCAUGGUCAUUGAAAAUCGAAUGUGAGAGAGCACGACUUUAGGUUUCAAUGAUCUUGCUUUUGUGGGAAAAAGGCAAAAAUUGGAUUCUUGUGCUUUUGCCUCUGAAAUUUCGAUAUCUGAUUGGCUUUGUUCUCAAAGUGCGGUAUUUGUAGGCCCGUUCAGGACUUCCUUUUUAGGGGUUAUUUCUCGUAAUUUCUUGAGAUAUAACUGGCCCUUAGUGGACUUUAAAGAGUUUAUAAAUGGAAAUAUAAAUUUCAGAUGUUUAGUUAAUUUUAAAUUUGUGAAUAGAAUGCAUCCUCAGAAAAGGAUUAGCCUUGUUUUCUCUAUUUCCUUUUUAUGGAAAAUAAUCACCAUGAAAUUUGUAAACGGAUUUCACUUUUAAUCUCCCAGAUCUUGUCAGAAUUCUUAGGGAGCGACCCUAAGUGUUUCCCCAGUCCUUUGGAGGCCAGUCUUUUUAUGCUUGUCAAACUGAUUCACCCAUUUACAGUCUAGUAUUCUCCCAAGAAAAACUAACUUCUUGAAAACAUAUUACAUAAUUUGUUAAGUUCAUCUGUUUUCCCCUUUGCUGAAUAAAAAAAUUGACCAUUUCUUGCCCAGGUCCUUCCCGCCUCCCCGAGAUAACUCUUUAUUAUUUACUUGUGGAUAAAAAAAUUCAAAACAUUAACGAAUGCUUAAACAACUUGAUCAGUUAAAUGAGUAUAGAUUAGUAUUGUGGCACAGGCAUCAAAAUCAAAUCUUUUUCGUAUCCAGAAAUAAUACUAAUUUAAAUACUACAGCAUCAUCGGGUACAUGAUCAUAUACUUGUGUCGCCUAACAUCAUUAUUGAUAUCUCUUACUUCAUUAUGUAACAUUAACAUCAUUCGUGGAGUUUGUAUUUUAUAUUCUGUAUGUACACAAUUUCUCUCAUAUGACGAAAAUAUAAUUGACUCGCCAUGAAAGUAUGUAUUUUUCAUGUUGAACUUUCGCUGCCUUUUUCUUUUCACAAGAUCUGUGUUCAGUAAGUGUGCUACAUCAUCUGAGGAAUGCCUCAGCUUGAAGUUAGUGAGAAAGGUAUAUUAUGAGCUGCAUGAAUACAAUAUGGGCAAAACAUUUUGUUCCCGGAUGCCCUUCCUGAUGAGAAACCUCUUUAUUAAUUCUUAGAACUAGUAGUAUGAAUGAUGAUCUAUGUUACUACUGUUUAAACCUAUGUUUAUAUUUCUUUGCUAUUAUUAUUCACUAUCUGUAUUGACAGUUAAAAUUAUCAAAACUAAAAUUUAUAGUUUUCAGUCUUUUUUUUGGUUUGUUUUCUUUGAAUGUGGUGGUGUUGCUGAAAGAACCUUCGAUUCAUUUUCAGUUAGAUUGCCAUGCAUGUUUUCACUAAAUUUAAUCAUUGUUUUCACCCAUGAUUUUCGAUAUCAGGGGUUGUUCUGUUCCCAGAUGCUACACUUCCACUGAGAGUUAUUCAACCUAGACUGAUAUCUGCUGUGGAAAGGGCAAUGACCCAGACUGACUCUUGCUAUACGAUUGCUGUGGUAUUCCAUGUUCUUCCUUAAUUCUCUAUAAUAGUUUCUCCAUUUUCUUUCCCUCUAUCUUCUGUCAGACUCAAUUUGACAAAUAUAUAAAUUUUAUGAGAAAACGACAAGUGCAGGUUCGUAUUGUGCGGCAAUCAGUGAGUGAAAGGUUUCAUUUUGGAAGGCCUAAUUUUGCAAGGAUCGGGACAACUGCUGAGGUUUGUGUGUUAGCUAUCCCAUGCUCUUUGUAGAGAGAAAAUAAAAACGCAUUACAAGCAAAAGAAAGAAUGGAGGAUACUGUUAUAAUAUUUUAUUUUAUGUCCAAUUCCCUCCUUGUCAGAGCCGCUAAAGUCUAAAUUCUUGGUGAACUUGGUGGAGUUUUCUUCCUUUUUCAAUGCCCCCAGAGAUGCAUUACCAGGUGCUUGUUAAUAAAAGGAACAUGUGCGACUAGUUUGCACGGCUUCUUGUUUUCAUGGUGCAAGGAGCUUAGUAGAUACUUGUUAACGAACGGAGCGUGAGUAGCUGCUCUAUAUGGCAUCUUGUUUUUAGAUUUACCAGUCCUUAUUUGUGUUUUUAUCAGAAAAGAAUCAGAAGAAUGCAAUUAAGGCAGUCCUGUUCCACAUGUGGACGACAUUGAUGAGAUGCGAUACCAAGGCAGUUUUUCCAACUGGAUGAUUGCGAAAAUUGUUUGGGCUUAAGUUUCUCAAUGGCGAGGACUGGGUACAGAAUUUAGCAGUGUUCCUGAUGGCUGACUACUGUCAUUGGUUCAUCUUUUCAUCAGAUGUUGUACUCAAUUGAAAUAGUUAUCGGUGGUACUACCACACUCUGGGCUUUUUUAGGUAUUCCAUCAAAUUGGGUAAAAUAUUGCCUUCACGGGCAAAACUUGCAUUUGUCAAGCAAUAUCGGAAAGGGUACAUCAGAAUCCAGAUUUAAUGUUGGAAUGAUGUCCCCACUUCUAAUUGCAUUCUCACGGACUUCACUCACAUAUGGCAGAACCAGUGAAGAGCAGAUUGUGGAGGUAGGGGGUUCAUUUCGGUAAUAAAUUAUGGGUACAGAUCAGGAUUUAUGGUUUCUAACUAAGCCCUUGUUUAGUAGAUAUGAGAAAAAUGAAAUGGGAAAACAUAGUUGUUGUCAGAGGUUAUGAAGGAAACAUAAAAGUAGGCACUAUGAAAUGUUGUCUCUAAUCUUGAGCUUGGGGAUGGAAGAUCUGUUCUUUUAGGUAGUGUUGGGAAAUACCAUAAUUAAUGAAGCCUCUGUAAAAGCAAGCCUUUUCUCAAUUAGUGCUGAGAAUUUUGUAAACCAGUGAAUUGCCACAUGAUUGAGGGAAUGUCUCUUCAAGAAGGUUCCGAUUGACUGAAAGUGUGUAGGUUGACUCACCUGACCCCGCUAGUUCCUUCAGCUGACGAGGUGAUUCUCCAUGAAUUGAUUGAUGGAUGUUGUAUCUUUGACAAGGGCUAGGUAGACGAGUAUGUUGCUGUGGUUCGCUGUCACAUUAUCCCACUAAUUUAUCAUGGGCAUUUGGGAGAUGCCUGCCUGUUGCCACAAACAGUAGAGUUACUACUUCGCCGAAUAUUAGUUUUCACGGGGAAUCUAGGUAGUUCUGUGAUUAGAGACGGUUUACAAGUCUCUCCUUUUAUUGUAGGUAGAUCAAUAUGAUUUGGGUAGAUGUGUGUUUCUUGGUUUUCAUUAUUUUCUCUCACAUGGUUCAAUAGAGGAGCCGUAUGGGGAAAGGAGAUGAUGUCCAAAAGAUGCACAUGAUCCAGAGAAGAUAAAAUAGCUUCUGUAGGAGCUGCAUUUUUUAAAAAAGUGUUUGAUUAGUAUUUUUAUCAUUUUAUAUUUUGAUGGUCUUCCCAAUUUCCCUAAUUUUCCCCUUUUUAUAAUUUUAGUUUUGAUCCAGUUUACCGUAUAUCUUCAGUAGUAAAUAGCCUGGCUAAUCUGGAGCUAGGUCGGCUUUGUUGACUCUAGUAUCCAAACCAAUUCGAUAACUCUUUUGUCACCCACAAUUUGCUUGCUCUUCAAGUUACAAGUUUCUCAAGUACCAGAAGCAUAUGCGAGUGUCUGAAGUAGUCCUCCAAGCAGCCAUUUACGAUUACCUGGGAAACCAGUGUUUUUGCUCUACAUCAUUGGACUAUUCUCGUUUCUUGGUUGCAACCGUCAAGACUUGCUAUGAGUUUUUUUAUCUGGCUGUUAAUAUUCUUCUGCUACCGUCUUAUGCAAAAUUUUGUACUUGACUUAAUCCUAUUAAGGAUCUGAACUUUUCUAUUCAUUGCUCAUACUUAUGGUGUCAUUUCGGUUCAUAUCUUCAUUGCUAGAAUAAAUAAACACAAUUAUUAUCUGCAAUCAAUUGUCCAUUCGAAAACAUAGGUGCUGGAUUGAAUCAUCCUCUAUCCCCUAGCUGAGGAAAACUGGACUUAUUGACUGCUCUUAAAAUUCUUUUGUCAUUUUCUGCAAACUUGUCUUCUAAUCCUUUCUUAGUUCUGCGUUUCUGCGAUUUCAGUGCAAUGUCUCUUGUACCUCCUAUGAUCUUAGAAACACUUGAUAUUUUCAAUAUGCCUCUUAGAUUCGUCAAUUUAAACGUUUGGAAGAUGGUUCGUUAAACGUGGUUGCUCGCGGUCAGCAACGAUUUCAUUUACGGCGCUGUUGGAUCGAUGCUGACUUGGUGGUAUGAAAAGUUCAUUGCUCCAAUUGAACAGGGGAGGAUAGCCACCCUUCCUAUUGUUUUUCUAUGACGAACUAGUGAUAUACUAGUCUUACUAUCUUGCAGCCGUGUGCUGAGCUCCAAAUUAUUAACGAAGAUGAACCUCUACGAACUCCUAGGGAUGCUUUUGCACAAUUGGCUUCUGUCGCCAAUCCUUCACAUGGCCAUAGAAUAUCACAUGCAUUGCCAUCAGAAGCCUCACCAGGCAAAUGUCAAGAUGACGAUGAAGAAAAUGAUUGGGAGCGUACGUAUGAUAUGAGCCCUUUAUGUGAUCAUUCAGCCAGAGAUAUGAGGACUCGUCUGUCAUUAAUUGAUUCUCCAAGUGAAUAUGGAGUCUCUGAAUAUUGUACAAGUAGUGAUGAUGAUUUUGAGCAAGAAAGGAAGCAGAGGUUGAAAAGCUGUCAGCGUGAUAGUCCUGACGAAUUAUAUCAGCAGCAGAAGCAUGGAAGAAUGUGUGAUUCUGGCGGCACUAUCCCUCUUGUCAGAAAAGAAUCUCUUCCUUGUAAAAUAUCUACCAUGCGUGAAGGGCAAGAAAGAUGUUGGGCUAUCAACGGGACAAAACGUUCAUAUCAGGCCCCAUUGUCUUUCUGGUCCCACUGGGUCUACCGAAUGUACGAUUCAUUUGCUCUUGCUCGGAGAGCUGCAGGUAAUACUGGCAUUUCUUUUUGAAUUCCUUUACCUCAUCCCUCCCAUACAGUUAAUUUGGAGUGUUCCCGAAUGACUUAGCGAAUUACACACUAACCUGAAUGUUUGCUCUCUAGGCAACAGGGUCUCAAAUGUUGUGUUUUUUCUUGUACUUAGUUGUUGUUUCUGGUCAUACAGCCUUGCACCUUCAUAUCAUACUCAGUUCAUGGAAAAUAGGAAACGAUUGUAUGAUGGCUGAUAAUUUCAUUGGCCUUCAAGAAAGGACAAUUUCCAUGAAGCUCGAGGAUAAGCAAACAUCCUCUCACUGUUAAUGAUUGAUUAGUGGGUUAAUGAACUUCUCAAAUGUUUUUUAAAACACAAGAUCAUGUCUAAUCUGUGGACUGAUGGAAUCAUAUCAAAGUCCCAAAUAGCUCCAUGGUCAUUACUUGUCUACAAUUAAUUUUGAAUUCAAAUCCUUGUCAGAUAUGCCCUGGGCGGAUCAGACAUUUAAUGUUGUAGGUCUUGUAUUCUAGGUUAACCUACGUCUUGUACCUUACUGUUGUGAAAUUAUUGAUGAUAGGCAAAGUGGUACCUCUGAUAUCUGAUGUAGUAAAAAAUGAUUCUGAUGCAAACACGUAAGCUAUUCUUCUAUCUAGUGAAAGUUUUAAUUAGGAUAUAAUUAAUGAUUUUUAAUGGCGAAACCACUGUCCGUUCAGGUAUUUUCACUGUUCGUCCUUUUUUUUACAGCAUGAUUUUUGCAUUGUAUGCGUUGCUAGGAUUUUUUUUUUUUCUUUGAAAAGACUGAUACAAGGAUCAGACGUCAACUGCUUAAAUCAGGCAUGCUCCAGACCUGUUAUGCCAGCAUGCUGGCGGUGUGAUACCCAGCAGACGCAUGCUGCUCCAGCUACACAUUGCCUUCGUACAUAUUGAUUUCCUGUCUGUAAUGGGUGCCUAUUUCAUAUUUGUGGAGAUUCUCAGGAUUCAUUAAUAUAGAAGAUAUUAAUUAAUAAUAAAGAUUUAUAAGAAAUAAAAGAAACUCUACUACGAGAAGCUUCCAAUAAAACCUGUCUGCAUUCGAAUCGGUUCCGGAUUCGAAGAAACUAAGCUAGCAGUUAGUAUGCUCUUCAUGUUCGGCAGCUCUGUUCUCCUAGUGAUCCUGUUCCUUUGGAAAUCACUGGCUUGCAGAUAUGUGGAAGCAGAUAAUCGGAGCUCCUAGCAUGGAUAGUCUUGUUAAAAAGCCAGGUCUUCUGUCGUUUCAUAUUGCUAGCAGGCUUCCUCUCUCGGAGUCCACAAGACAGGAACUUCUGGAGAUGCAUGGAAUCUCAUACAGAUUGCAGAAGGAGAUUCAGCUGCUUGAGCGCUUUGAUCGUGUUCGCUGUAAAAGUUGCCUGGUAAUCUCUCUCUACUGUUCAAAUAUUCCAUUAAAACCUUUCUGUCUACUAUGAAGAUUUUCUAAUGAAACCAAUUAUCUCCCUCCCCACCUUCCCCUUCUUCUCAGACAUUGAUAGGAAAGCGACGUGAUAUGGUGGUAAUGUCCGCCGAUGGGCCUCUCAACGCAUACGCAAACCCAGGUGGCUACGUGCAUGAGAUCAUGACUCUGACCCGAGCAAGUGGGCUGGCGCUUGAAGGCUCUCCUGUGAAAGAACACAGCUGGUUUCCCGGGUAUGCAAUAUGGUCUUAUGCAUUGCCUUCACCACGGACACACAGCCACCGCCUCUGCCACUUGUAGUUUGGUUGGUGGGAUGCCCUUAGAUUUGAUGCAUUUGUUUAUGACUCCUAAGAUCAUUCAUUCCGGCCAAGUCUGCAGAUUGGGACGACCACCGACCGCCUCUUUUAAUCCUUUUUCUGCGGGAUCCCCCCGCCCUUGCCCUUGCAGGUACGCUUGGACCAUCGCCAAAUGUGCGGCAUGCGAAUCUUACAUGGGGUGGCUUUUCACGGCGGCCAGGCCGAGGCUGCGACCCAAGUCCUUCUGGGGCAUCCGCAGCUCCCAAGUUCUGGACGACACGGCCGAUCCACGCCACGAUUAA